Molecule: messenger RNA, 282 nt
Organism: Racocetra fulgida
Lineage: Eukaryota; Fungi; Glomeromycota; Glomeromycetes; Diversisporales; Gigasporaceae
Source: the annotation of a GenBank genome assembly
AUGAUAAAGAAAAUUCAUACAAACAAAUCUCAUAAAAAAAUUAAAAAUCAGGUUCUAGUACAUAACCUUGAACUUCCUAUCGUACUAAUAGAAUAUAUCAGACCGUAUUUGUCUACACAAGAGGUUAUCGAAUCUUUAGAUUAUUUAGAUAAUGAUAACCAUCAAGUUCAAUUAAGUAAUUCAAAUUUUAUAGAAGAUUUCUCUAUCCUACCUUCUGUUUGUCCAUCAUCUCAAUCAACCGAAGUCUUUGAUCUACGAGAAGUGCUUUCCGAUAUUGAAUGA